CCUUUUGUCUCAAAAUUCUGCAACUGUAUCAGCAUCUUCAAUCAGCCUUAAACCCUCCAAGAACCCCAAAAGACGAUGACUUUUGCCAGUGGCAGUUUCACUCCAAUCUUGACCAACAGUUUGAUUGCUUCUCGAUUAUGGACCCCAAAUUGGAGAAAUGGGUUUUUCUCCCCUUUCAAUAUGGUGCACACAUUUGCCUCAACUCGUAGCCGUCUGCUCAAGAACAAGAAUCACUACAAAAGAUUGGCACUUUCUUCCUGCAGUAGAAGCUUCAGCUGUCAGUCCACUGCUUUGUCUGAUAUCAGUUCAACUUCUCACACUGUUUCCUCAAAUGGCCACCUUAGAUAUGGACGCUUGAUGCCAUGCCCUUUGCAGAACAGCCCACCUAGGGUUGAGCAUCUUGUCGUCACAAAAGAAGGACCUGUUCUAGAAUAUAUUUGUAAAGCUUUGGAUCUCCCUCCAUUAUAUGUGGAAGACCUUAUACAGUUUGGAGCUGUGUAUUACGCACUUGUAUGUCCUAAGCCACCUCCGACUGCCAGUCCUGAGCAAAUUAAAGUGUAUGAAGAAGUUACAGAUCCAUCAAUUCUGAGACAGAGAACUUCAAUCAAAGGGAAAACUGUACGUGAAGCUCAGAAAACUUUCAAAAUAACUCGUGCUGAUGAAAUUGUUGAAGCUGGAACGUAUUUGCGAGUGCAUGUACACCCUAAGCGCUUUCCGAGGUGCUAUGACAUUGACUGGAAAUCUCGUAUUAUUGCUGUAACCGACGACUAUGUGGUUCUGGAUAAACCUGCUGGUACAUCUGUAGGAGGAACUACAGAUAACAUUGAAGAAAGCUGUGCUACAUUUGCUACUCGAGCAUUAGGAUUUUCAGCUCCACUGCUUACUACCCAUCAGAUUGACAAUUGCACUGAAGGAUGUGUUGUGCUGGCUCGGAGCAAGGAGUACUGUUCAGUAUUUCAUGGAAAAAUCAGGGAGAAGAAGGUCAAAAAGCUUUAUCUUGCUCUUGCUGCUGCUCCGGUUCCUAUUGGAAUACUUACACACUACAUGCGUCCUAUUAAUAUGGCCCCAAGACUUGUUUCUGAAGAUUUUGUGAAAGGAUGGUUGUUAUGCCAACUUGAGGUCUUAGAAUGCAAAAAGGUACCGUGGCCUAGUAGUGAAAUCCAGAGGACAUACAACCUUGAGGACUGUGGAUGGGCUUUGAAAGACUUUGCAUAUGAGUGCCAAAUCAACCUUCUAACUGGUCGGACUCAUCAGAUUCGAGCACAGUUAGCUGCAUGUAGUGCGCCAGUGGUAGGUGACUCAAUGUAUAUGCCAGCUGCAAUUGCUGAAAUAGUCUGUCCCGGGAGUAAUCCAUUUGGGAAGAACAAAAAACUAUAUUCAAACGAAAAUGAUAAAUCACUUGCAAUAGACGAGUGGAUAGCACAACAUGGGAAGGAACCUAGUGUUGCUGUAGGUCUUCAGGCAUGCCAGAUCUCGUGGGACGACGGCCAGCACUGUUAUGGUGCCAGAUUGCCCUGGUGGAGGUAGAUAAAGCUUGUGCUAAUGUUUAAGCCUGGCUUCAUCAGAUAAUGUGGCAGGCCUGACAAAUUCUUCGGCACAAGCUGAUACUCACUUCUUUAUAUAUCGACAGCAACUGCCUGUGCUGGGAUCAUAUUAUGAGCUUCAAGGAAAAGGCUGACUUACUGAUCUACCUUGUGUAGUUGUGGAAUAGCAGGAUGUUGAUGAGGAAUUCACCUACACAUUUCGGUCAUUUGAAGGUACCCCAUACCUUAUCCUAAUCUCGUAGUUUCUGAAGCAAUGGUCUGCAGAUAAGGUAGUCUUCCCUUGACCAGGAGUCAAAUCCCCUCUGUGUAACGAAGGAUCUUAUUGUAGUAGUAGAGCAUGUCAUAAAUAUUUCAGGCUCAUGUUUUUUUUUUUUUUUUUUUUGCAACUUUUCAUUUUGAGGAAUGUAAAUACAAUGCGCUGUCAUAAAUAGCAUUUUUGGCUGAUGUUGUAACACCAAUUUCGUGAAGACAAUGGAGAAAAUAGUGUCAGUGAGUUUGUUAUAAUAGUGUAUGCUUCUUGAA
Messenger RNA from Solanum tuberosum (potato), 2066 nucleotides. RefSeq names its product RNA pseudouridine synthase 6, chloroplastic. The record is from RefSeq and is a predicted model, not a curated record. Gene Ontology annotation, molecular function: pseudouridine synthase activity; RNA binding. Lineage: Eukaryota; Viridiplantae; Streptophyta; Magnoliopsida; Solanales; Solanaceae. The transcript is spliced from 10 exons. The coding region runs from base 76 to 1527 and encodes 483 amino acids. Gene Ontology annotation, biological process: enzyme-directed rRNA pseudouridine synthesis.